GAGGUGUCGAUCAAGUUAGACUGUCCGCGACCCAACCUAGACCGAUAUCGAGUGUCAAUUGGGCCGGGCACAAUGUGACUAUGUUACACUCUAGUUGUGCCUUGCUAGAGUGUUUUAACUGGUAUUUUUGAUAAUUUUUUAAACUCAAGGUGGUGUUUUAUAAAAGUAGGUAAAUUUUGUUUAGCAAUUUACUACUGUCUUCUAGCUGCUCUACAAACAAUUUUAAGGACGAAAUUCUAAUGCAUACUGUAAAAAGUUAAAAAAUUUGAACCUCCAUAGGGGUAUUUUGUUUUAAAAAAUAAAGUUUAGAGGGAAAUUUAUAAAUUUUUGUGGAUGUGAGAGAGUGAAACAAUGCUAUAAUUGCUAACCUGCGCAGUUCUGCAGCUGUGUGCUUUUGCCUUGCCUUCCUCUCUGCUCAGGUCCGCUGCUGGGCAUUGCCUUACCCUGUCUUUGCUACUAGCUAACUACAUUUGGUGGCGCUUCUCAGCUUCGCCUCCAUCUUCUCGGGAUGCAAUGUUGCCCUCGAAAUCCAAAUCCAACUCCUUGGAGGCCUCAAAUGGCAAGGCUACACCUCCAACUCCCAAGGUUACAAAAACAACUAGAAAUGGUUUUUCCAAGUUGGACUCUGGCUCGCCAUCUCCUGUGGCAAAGCUAUCCUCUCCCCCUGUGCAAAAAUUAUCCUCGCCGGUGCCCAAACUGCGUUCUUCAAUUGAGCGAUCACCAAAGUCUGCAGAGUCGAAGCCGCCAACACUGAUCAAGAACAGUACAACUGCUGAAAUACAAAAGAGGACAUUGAAAGACUCAGAGCUGCAGUUGAAGUUGGUAGUUGUUGAGGAAGAUUUGAAGAAAGCAAGGGAGCAGUUGGCUUCCAUGGAGAAGGAGAAGAUUCAUGCCAUUGAGCAGCUAGAAGGGGCCAAGAGAUUGGCUGUCGAAGCAAACGAGAAGCUCCAAGAGGCAAUUGUUGCUAAGAAGAAGGCUGAAGAGAACUUGGAGGUUGAGAAAUUCCAUGCCGAUGAACUGGAACAAGUAGCCAUUGCAGUUUCACAAAAAAGGGAAAAUGAGUUUCAAAGUGAACUUGAAAGCACUCAAAAGCAACAUAAGAUGGAUGCUUUGGCACUGUUUUGUGUGAGUCAGGAACUCCAGAAGCUGAAGCUUGAUCUUGAGAAUGCCACCGGUGAGAAGAAGGCUGCCCUGAGUGAAGCAACUGAUGCAAAGAAAACUGCUGAAAUGAAUGGAGAGAAGAUGGAGGUGUUGGCAAGGGAAGUUAGCCGUUUAAAGUUCUUACUUGAUUCCAAGCUGGAUGAUGUAAACAAAGAAGCUGCAGAGAUGAUUAAGAAGUUGAAUGUUGAUGUUGCUGCUUUGCAACUUGAACUUGACAGAGCGAAAACAACUGAAGAGAGAUUGUGGGAGAUGGAAACAUCUGUUGAACAACUUCAAAUGGAAUUGACUGAUGCAAAAAAGGUGGAAUCAGAUACAUUUAAGCAAGCUGAUGGGUUGGCAAAGGAGGUGGCAUCUUUAAAAAAUAGGCUUAAGGAAGCCAAUCAAUCCGAGAAAUCUGCAAUUGAUUCUCUUUCUAUCACAACGAAAACAAUGGAAGAGAGCACUGCGUUAUUGCAAGAUGCUGAAACUGAGAUUGAUGUUCUUAAAGGGAAGAUCGAAUCAAUGGAAAUUGAGGUGUCUAGCUACCAAAAUAAUCUCAACGAGGCAGAUAGGAAGCUGGGUUUAUCACAGCAAGAAACGGAAAGCUUGGGGAAGACAGUUUACCUAUUAAAAGUUGAGCUUAGAAAGCUGGAAGAAGAGAGGUCACAAGCACUGGACAAAUGCAAUGUUUCUGCUUCAGAAAUUGAGUGUCUGUUGAUGGAGAAGACUAAACUCAUUGCUGAGCUCAAUGCCAGCAAAGAUGAAGGAGAUAACAUCAAAAGAGCAAUGGAAGGUUUAGCUGCAGCAUUGCAUGAAAUGUCUUCUAAAGCUAGAGAAAAUCAAGAAAAGCUUUUGACAGAGCAAUCUGAAAUUGAAGGGCACAAGGUUCAGAUUGAGCAAUUGAAUUCAGAAAUCAAGAAUGCUGAAGAAAGGUACGAAGUCAUGCUCGAUGAAGCAAGAUAUGAAAUUGUGUGCCUCAAGAAAACUGUUGAAAGAUUUGAAACUGAAAAAAGCAAUUCAAGCACUGAGUGGGAAGCAAAGGAGUUCAAUUUUAUCAAUACUAUCAAGAAGUCAGAUGAUGAAAUUGCUUCCCUCAAGGUUGAGAUGGCAAAAGUGGUUGAUUCACUCAAGCUUGCAGAGCAAGAGGCACAUGCAGCAAAGACAGAUGGAGUGGAGAUGUUAUACAAAGUAACACAAGCUGAAUCUGCAGCAGCUACAGCUUAUAAAGUGGCAGAAGAAGCAAAAGUUGAUACACUGCAACACAGGGACAUGUUGUUGGACAAGGAGAAUGAGCUGCAAAGCAUCACACAAGAAAAUAAUGAUUUACGGGUCAGGGAAAUAGCCACCCUGCAGAAAAUCCAAGAAUUGUCCUCAUUGAUCGAGGAGGCCAAAUCAAAUAGUACUGAAGAAACAGAUAAGCUACCAAAGAAUGUAAAGGAAUAUAAUGGCCUAUCAGCAAACACUUCUGAAGAAGUGAAUCCUUAUGAAAGAAUAAUACAGACACCAAUUUCAGAGGCGUUUUUAUGGAAGCAUGAAAUUGACCACAAGGAUGAUAAAAAAUCAAAAAAGGAGAAUCAGAAGGUAAACCAAAAUGAUGAAGAAGAUCUGGCAAAUACAAUGCCCAGGGAUUUGUCAUCAGAAAAGGACCAUAAGGAUUUUUCGGUUGAUGAUGAUUCAGAUUUAAAGAUGGAUGGUUUAAGCUACGAACUGAAGGAGGAGAACACAAGUAAUGGAGCAACCUCAUCAACCAAAAACCUGCAGCAAAAGAAAAAGAAAGCUUUGCUGAACAAGUUUGGGAAGUUACUGAAGAAGAGUAGCCAUAGACAAGAUUGGAGCUAGGCGGUAGGUACAUCAAAUUCUAUUUCAUUUCUAGGUACUGUUUUUUAGGCAUUUCAAUAUAAAUUGAAAUCUGCAUUACGUCCUUAUUGAAAUUGAUCCUUCGAUUACUGAAAUAUAUCGUCAUUCCCUCCUUUACAAAUAUACAGGAAGGGAAGUAUGCAUGAUACAUCUUCUACAUACAUCAAAAGAAUUCCAUGUAAAUAUUUAUUGUUUGUGAAUGGUGUCUUACUUUGUUCA
This is a messenger RNA of Zingiber officinale, 3216 nucleotides long. RefSeq names its product WEB family protein At3g02930, chloroplastic-like. The transcript has 3 exons. The coding region runs from base 514 to 2979 and encodes 821 amino acids. NCBI's taxonomy places the organism in Eukaryota, Viridiplantae, Streptophyta, Magnoliopsida, Zingiberales, Zingiberaceae. The record is from RefSeq and is a predicted model, not a curated record. Gene Ontology annotation, biological process: reciprocal meiotic recombination.